Messenger RNA from Exophiala viscosa, 1638 nucleotides. Its product is annotated as putative ammonium transporter. Lineage: Eukaryota; Fungi; Ascomycota; Eurotiomycetes; Chaetothyriales; Herpotrichiellaceae. Gene Ontology annotation, molecular function: ammonium channel activity. The record is from RefSeq and is a predicted model, not a curated record. Gene Ontology annotation, cellular component: plasma membrane. The transcript is spliced from 3 exons. The coding region runs from base 4 to 1365 and encodes 453 amino acids. Gene Ontology annotation, biological process: ammonium transmembrane transport.
GCCAUGAUAUCGGACGUGCAGAAGGCCUGGGAGGCCUGCGAUAAGACCGACACUGUCUUCGUUCUCUGUUGCACGGUAUUCUGCUGGACCAUCAUUCCAGCUGUCGGCCUCGGCUAUUCUGGAUAUUCGACCAGACGAAGUGGUCUUGCGUCUUUCAUCCCAUCCGUGUUGACAGUCUGUGUUUGUUCCAUCCAAUGGUUCAUUUGGGGAUAUGCUCUUGCAUACGGAGAUGGACCAGGAGGGGUGAUUGGGGACCUCACUUAUGCCUUUCACCGAGGAGUUCUUGCCAAUCCGGUAGGGACCAUUCCAGCUCUACUGUUCAGUGAGUUCCAACUGGUCUUCCUGGCGACAGUCUGUGCCAUUAGUGUGGGAGGAGCUUGCGAGCGUGGUCGGAUCCUUCCAUUGAUACCGUUCAUCUUUGUUUGGGCAACUCUCAUCUACUGUCCUCUAGCUCACAUGGUCUGGGGUGGCGGUUUUCUGGGCGAGUUGGGAGUUCUGGACUUUGCUGGUGGCACACCUGUCCAUAUAUGCAGCGGUGCAACAGCUUCGGCGCUGAGCUUGUACCUGUCGUAUCCAAUUGCACGGUCGCGGACUUCACCAAACCGUACGCCUUCCCAUCUGAAGCUGCAUCGUCCACACAACUCGAUGUGCCAAGUCCUCGCAAUGAUUAUCAUUUGGGGAUCAUGGUUGGCUUUUGAUGCUGGCACCACUCUCAGCCUCACAUUCCAAUCUGUGAUGGCUCUUUGCGUGACGAAUCUGUGCGCGUCGGCUGGUUCAGUGACGUGGGCUUUGAUUACUUAUUAUGAGACUGGCAAAUGGUCUCUGGACAGCAUCUUCAUGGGGGCUAUUGCCGGCCUCGUCAUGAUUACUCCGGCAGCUGGCUUCAUCGACCUUCCCACGUCCUUGUUGUUUGGUGUCCUUGGUGCAGUGGUGUGCCGCCAGGCUCUGCGGAUCAAGUUCACAGACUUCGCUCGAAAAUGGAAGUGGGUUGAUAAUGGAGACACCUUCGCCACCCACUGCGUCGGUGGCUUCCUCGGUACGAUAUGUACUGGACUCUUUGCGCAGAAGGCAGUCGCAGGGUACGGAGGAGCUGAGGUCGCUGGCGGAGUAUUCUUUGAUGGCAAUAUCCGACAACUUGGGUUACAAAUUGUGGAGGCACUCAUUGGAUUUACCUGGUCCUUUGUUGGUUCAUACGUGAUCAUCGCUCUGAUCGAUUGUAUUCCGGGGCUCGAAUUUCUGGCAGAGGACAAGGAUGUCAAUAUCGGCAUGGACGCGUCCCAAAUGGACGAGAGUCUCUAUGAGGCGCAAUGGGCAGGUGAAGAAGAUUAUAAGCCUCUGGAAGGAGGACAUAUUGCUCUCGAUUGAGUAUUCUCCCAUCCGGCGACCGAUACUCUUCGUACGCCAUGAGGUGAGUACUGAGAGAAAAGCUCAAACACAAAAUGUGCAUAUUAACCGGAAGAUGCUGGCGGUGGGAAGAAAAGAACUGCCUUUGCAUGGAUUGAGUUAGACAUAGAACGGCAAGCUUGAGACACCAGACACAUGUGCAUGCGGCAGUCUCAACGGUGGCUUUGAUGCAUCCCAAAAGCAACAUGGGCAUUUUUCGAGGGAUUGGAGAGGCGCAUUGCAUGUUGAGAACCG